Molecule: messenger RNA, 1482 nt
Organism: Rhagoletis pomonella (apple maggot)
Lineage: Eukaryota; Metazoa; Arthropoda; Insecta; Diptera; Tephritidae
Product: protein-tyrosine sulfotransferase-like
Exons: 2
Coding region: 1173-1466 (97 amino acids)
Biological process (GO): peptidyl-tyrosine sulfation
Cellular component (GO): Golgi apparatus
Molecular function (GO): protein-tyrosine sulfotransferase activity
Source: RefSeq, a predicted model, not a curated record
CGUUGUGGCCGCAUUGAAACCCAGCUCUCCGCCGCAAACUGGGUGUGUGUGUUUCGUUUCUUGAUUUUCUUUGCUUUCUUACAUUUACUUACUUUUCAUAUGCUUUUGGCAUACAAAUGAAGAAAUAUGAGUGCGCGUUUUUAAACUUAAAAUGUUGUUGAAGAACAGCAGCAGCAGUCAACUGCAACAGUGUAAAGCAUGCAUAGCGGGCGUUAAAAGGACACUAACAACUACUACAAGAACAACAGCAGCAACAACAGCAACAAAAAUAAGACGAAGUAAAAUCAAGAGUCGCACUCAAGUCAACCCCAACCACACCCUCCUCCUCCUCCUCCACAUCCACAUCCACAUCCACGCACACGCCGUCAACAUCGUUGCCUUCCUCUGUGACGUUGUCGUCGCCCUCAGCCUUAGCCUCCGCCUCAUCAGCGACGUCGUCGUUGUCGUCGUCAUAAUCAUUACCCGAGUUAUCUGUGCUGCGUCCAAAUAAUAUUACAUAUAGCCGUAACUGUAACUGAAGUAUCCAAUAGUGCAGCUAUAAGCGAGCGCAAAUUCCAAAUCUCGUGCAGCUUUAAAUGAAAUAUUAAUACAUGUCAUCAUUCGUUGGCAAGUUUGUGCAUAUCGUUUUUACGCCAAAGUCACCGAGGUGCAAGAGUGUGAGAAAAGUCAACUUGUAGAUAAAUAUAUAAAAAUAUAUCCAGCAAAAAGCCAAUAGCUGGGUAGCAACGAACCACGUACAAAAACAUAAAGUUAAACGCACAAUCAUAAAAAAUACACACUCUACAAAAAAAAGUUAAAGCAAAAACAAAAAAAAAAACCUGGCUACCAAGUCCUUUGAAGCUUUGCAGUGUUUUCAGCGCUUUUUCGCUGCACUUCAAAUUCAUAACUUUGUAAAUACGCACCUAAAGACAUAACUGUACUUAAAAAUACAUAACUACAUAUGUACUUGCAUACGUAAAUAGAUUUGUAACAUAUCCGUCGUCGGUUACAAGUGCACAUUGCUGCAACGCCAGUUACAGUUAUAGUAGUGUUUAAGUCGUUUGCGUUAGCGUACAAGGAAGUCCGUGUUGUCGCCUACCUAUGCACGUGUGUUUGUAGUCUCAGUAAUUGUGUACUUGCUUGUGUGCGUAUUUAGUGUGCAGUACGUAACAGCAACGACAAUUUUCCUCAAAAUGCGUCUACAAUAUCGCAACAAAAAAGCGACGCUGUGGGUGAUGCUCGCCGUCGUCGUUGUCACUAUGUUCCUCUUCAAAUUCACCGAAUUCGCGCCAACUUGUUUCUUCAAGAACGACGUCACGGCGCCGGAUGGAUCGCUGAUGGUGCACGAAGAGAAAUAUCUUAUGGCCGAAGAUCAAAAAACUUAUUCAUAUGGCCGCGAAAUGCCACUAAUAUUUAUUGGCGGUGUUCCCAGAUCAGGAACGACGCUGAUGCGCGCCAUGUUGGAUGCACAUCCGGAUGUGAGGUGAGUGACCCAUAAAUCAU